GACGAGCCUUCUACCGUACCUGCCGCGUGCAUGCAUUCAUGCCGCCAUUGCCGGCGGCGGCGGCGACGGACUAGGGUUUGGCUCGCUCUCACUAGUCAUCACUACCGCAUAUAUAGAGCUAGAGUAUAUAUAUGAGAGCAUUGCAUUUUGUAGCAAUAAUAUUGGUGGUUACUUGUUACGUACGUAUUUAGCAAGAUCUCAUGGUGAUUUUGGAGGAUGAUGAUGAGUUUGUUGGGUUAAUUGCAAGGAGGAAACCCUAACCCUAGCUUGCUGUGGUUUAAUUGCUGUUAAUCUUAGCUGCUUGGAUGGAUGGAUGGUUGGUUGAUUAAUACUCUCUUGUUGAUUUGAGGCGUUCAGUUCAUAUAUAGCCUUGCAUGCAUGGAAUGGCGGCAAGUGAAGGGGUUGGCCUUUAGGCUUGGUUAGGCUAGCAAUUGCUUCAAAUCGGCUUUGCUAUAUAUAUCUAUUUCUUCUUUCAUUUGUUUCUCUCGGUAGCUCAUGUGAGCAUUCUAUAUUUCUAUAUACAUAGUUUAAUUACUAAGGAGAUUUUUUUGUCUAUUUUUGUUGGAGACCGACCUAUUGCAUUGUUAUUGUUAUUUGUUAAUAAUUUUGAUGUGAGAGAUCCUGUUACUCUAGAUUGUCCUUCUUCUCGAUACAUAUUUAUUUGAGAGAGGUUUUGUUUAAGUUGGACGUGUGAUCUUGCAGAAUGUCCUCCUCUGACCGUUCUUCAUUUUUAUUCAUGUGUCAUGCACUACCGGAAAACCGGACGUUGCCGUGUGCCCUCAUGUUUGCCGUGAGCAAUACGUCGGGCACACGGCAAAGAGGCGAUUUGCCGUGUGCCACCCAGGCCAACACACGUCAAACAUUCGGCACUCGGCGUUUACGUCCUUCGCCGUGUGCUAAACAGAAGAGCACACGGUGAAAUCAAUAGAUUUGCCGUGUGCCGAAGAAAAACACACGGCGAAAGUUAAACACACGGUGAAGGAGCUAUUUGCCGUGUGCUAGCACGGGGCUCACAGCAAAAUUCUGACGCCGUCGGCCACCGUUGGCUGCCGUCAACUCUUUGCCGUGUGCCGUCGUGACGUACCACGCCCAGUACCUUUUUCGGAAGGUGACCAAGGAACAAGCGAGAACCAUGUCGCUGACCAAGGAAGAAUACAUGAAGGUUCCUCCGUGGUGGUGCAAUACGAAAAUCCAGUGCUGGGAGAUGAUGGUGGACAGGUGGUUCGACCCUGAGUGGCAGGAGGCGCACAAUCAAGGCAGGGAGCGGCGCGCCAUGAUGCAAGGUCCAUCGCACCAUCAAGGCAGUCUUAGCCUUGAUGCAUGGAAAGCUAAAUGGUCGAAUGCACAUGGUGGUGAGCAAAUUACCAACUUCCAGGCGUAUGCUAUGGGGCACCAGACCAAGUACUCGACAGCCGCUCGCUAUGACCCAGCUGCCCCCGCUUCGUCGUACAGCAACCCCUCCGUCCACGCACGCCUCACUCAGUACAUAGAGACGGCAAAGGAGGUAUAUGGGCCAGAGUACGAUCCCGCCACCCACGACAUUGAUGGAGAAGUCGUCAUGAGGGCGGGAGGAGGAAAGGUUCGUGGCCGGUACAUGAUUGGCCACGGCAGCUUGGAUUCUGGCGAGGUUCCUAGCCUAUCCCAGAUCCGAGCAAGGAGCACAGGCACGAGCGCGCCCAUACGCCAACGACCAAACACUACGAUGAACAUUGUGGCGGACCUCCAGGAGCGGCUGGCAGAAUCGGAGAGGCAAAGGGACGAAGAAAGGAUAAGGAGGGAGGAAGAAGCGCAGGCUAUGCAAGCCAGGAUGAAUGCAAUGUACGAGUACUUGCAAAACCUUGCACCUGCUAUUGGUCAACCUCCUCCGCCAGCUAUGUUGUUCCAACCUCAAACUCCUCCUUUCAGCACUCCUAAUCAGUCGGCGGCGUCAAACAAUCCACCUCCUGGGCAACAAGGGGAACAAGGUGGACCGUCGAGGUAGGUGGAUGAUGGACUUUGUGAUGGUUGUGAUAAUGGACUUGUGAAGGAUGUGAUGUACUUGUGAAUGAUUUGUGAUGGUUAUGGACAUUUGAAGGAUGGAUUGUUAUGGAUUUGUUCGGAUUUGUGAUAUAUAUGUCGUAUGUGAGCUCUAAAUGUUAUUUGUGAUAUAAAUGUGAUCUGUGA
Messenger RNA from Sorghum bicolor (sorghum), 2163 nucleotides. RefSeq lists its product as uncharacterized. The record is from RefSeq and is a predicted model, not a curated record. The transcript has 5 exons. Gene Ontology annotation, biological process: transposition. Lineage: Eukaryota; Viridiplantae; Streptophyta; Magnoliopsida; Poales; Poaceae. The coding region runs from base 1133 to 1981 and encodes 282 amino acids.